Molecule: messenger RNA, 1631 nt
Organism: Rhincodon typus (whale shark)
Lineage: Eukaryota; Metazoa; Chordata; Chondrichthyes; Orectolobiformes; Rhincodontidae
Product: leiomodin-1-like
Exons: 4
Biological process (GO): myofibril assembly; muscle contraction; pointed-end actin filament capping
Cellular component (GO): striated muscle thin filament; myofibril
Molecular function (GO): tropomyosin binding
Source: RefSeq, a predicted model, not a curated record
UCUCUUUCCGGGUUUUUAUUCGCAGGAAAGCCGUUUGUUGCAAAACAGAAGGAGAAGACACAGUUUGAGAAGGAUGCGGAUGUGAUCCUGGAGCCAGAGUUGGAGGAAGCUCUCAAAAAUGCCACCGACGCAGAGAUGUGUGACAUAGCUGGUAAGAAGGGGCAGUGUGGCAGUACCAGGCGAGAGAGAGAGAGAGAGAGAGAGACAGACACAGCACACGCCGCACAGGACAAAUCUUCAAACCAUAAAUCUAUGGAAUUCUGUUCCACCCACCUACCCCCCCAGAAGGAAGGGGAGUGGGGUGGGGGGGUGGGCUUACUCAAUGAAUGUCCUGGAGGCUGGAGUUUGGGAGGCCAAGGGAAGUUGACUGGCCAAAGCGAUGGGUCCAUCGAUGGUGACUCCGCGCCGCGCGAUCUCACCUCGGUUCUCGAUGGCGGUGGACCGCUCAGCCCUUCCAGCUGGUACCGUGUUCCCUCAGGUGUAGUGAAGCCAGAUAGCUACGAAUACAAACCCUACCCUGACGAGCCCCCCAACGCGACCAAUGUGGAAGAGACCUUGAGGAAGAUCAGAGACAACGACCGAGAUCUGGUGGAGGUCAACCUGAACAACAUUAAGGACAUUGCCAUUCCCACACUGAAGGAGUUUGCGGAGGCCAUGAAGCAGAAUACUCACGUGAAGAAGCUGUCAAUGGUGUCGACCCGUAGCAAUGACCCUGUGGCCUACGCUCUCGCUGAAAUGCUGAAGGAGAACUCAACGCUGACUAGCCUUAAUAUUGAGUCCAACUUCAUUAGCGGCGCUGCGAUGGUGGCUAUUGUAAAAGCGAUGAAAGAGAACACGACCUUAUUGGAGCUGAAAAUCGACAAUCAGGCAAGUGCCCAAACGACCCCUGAGCUCCGAAACUCCGGUAGACAUCACCCUGGAGUCUCGGGGAAAAGGAGGUUGGUGACAGAGCAGAUGCGUUGGCCGCUUGGUAGAGUCGUUGUGACUGGUAACGGGCAAAUAGAACCACCCCCCCACCCCCGGCUCUUGAAGAAUGGAGGGGAGGCUUGGAGAAGGUCUCGCUUAACGUUGAGCCCAUCUUAUAAGAGGUCACGACUCAAUCAGGAAGAGUUGGCACAGUUUCGGGUGAGGGAAAUACAGUCUUAGUCGGUACUUUGGACUCUAUUGAAGGGAUACUGCCCACUCUAGGCAAAAGGGGAGACCCCGUAGAUGGACUUGGGUUUCUAGAUGUCCCAUGUCAACAUUUGUUGGCACCAUGUGAGAGCUCGAGGCAGCAGGGGCCAGUGUAGGAGCGUGGACUGAAGACUGGCUGGGUAAAGGAAAACAGAGAGUGUGUCGUUUAUAGAAUGUCAGGAUGUUACAAGUGGGUUCUGGGCUGUACCCUAUGCUUUUUAUUGCGACUUACAUCAGUGACGUAGAGGAGAGGAUUGAAGAGACAUUGAUGUAUACACAUUGAAGACCGCGAGAUAGGUAGGAAGGUAUAAAAAGAACAGGGAGGUUGAAGAUGGAUAUAGACAGGUUGGAAUGAGCGGGCACAAAUUUUGUAGAUAACACACUCUCCCUGGGUACGGGCUCCCACACACACACUGACUCUCACUGGGGUACAGGGUCCCACACACACACACUGACUC